AUGGCGACUCUCGCGUCGCUGGGCGCGACGAGCGUCGCGCCGCGCGCCGCGGCGCCGCGACGGGUCGCGAACGCGCGCGGCGUCGCGCGAGCGCCGCCGUCGCGCGGCGUCGCGCGAUGCGCGAAAAGAGGGGAGAGCCGCGGCGAUCGCGCGCUCGCGCGCGCGUGGGACGCGCGCGACGGACGCCGCGCGCGCGGGGGGGAACGCGGUGACGCGGCGGCGGCGCGCGCGCACGCCGCCGGCGCGCGCGCUUUCGAGGCGCGACGCCACCGCGGAAGCGGCGUCGCGCACGCCGCCGCGGGGGCGGUCGACGGCGGCGACGCGUCGGGGAGCACGCCGGGCGUCACGAUCGUUAAGCCCAAAGUGAGCGCGGGGAAGCUCCAGACUCGAAUCGCGUCCGCGCUCGUCCUCGGCGCGGCGGGCGCCGGCGUCAUCGUCGCCGGCGGCGUCUCCUUCGCGCUCUUCAUGAGCCUCGCGUCGUUCCUCGCGUCGAAGGAGUACUUCACGCUCGCGUCGAACAUGUCCGUGGAGCUGCCGUACCCGCCCGAGGAGUGGGUGAACACGAUGUGCGUCGCGAUGUGCACCGCGUUUCCGAUCAUCUUGUUUUCGUGCGGGGGCAAGCUGAACGUCAUCGUGCAGACGAUGAUGGGCGCGUACGGCGUCACCGCGACGCUGCUCAUGACGAAGCAAAAAGACCCGCACUUUUCGCAGUUCACGAGCGUGAUGUUCGGGUUCUUCUACUGCGGGUUUCUUCCGAGCUUCUGGGUGAAGCUUAGAGCGCUCGCGUGGGGCGCGACCGCCAGCGCGGGCGCCGGGAGCACCGGCAGCGCGUUCAUCUCGGCGUGGCCCGCCGCGUUCGGAGGCCCGGGGGUGUGGACCACGGGACUCAUCGCGACGAUCAUCGCGGUUCUGUGCAUCAUCGCGUCCGACGUCGGCGCGUACGUCGUCGGAAAGACGUUCGGGAAGCAUCAGUUGAUUCCGUUGUCCCCGAAUAAGACGAUCGAGGGCGCGGUGGGCGGCCUCGUCAGCACCGUCGGCGCCGCGUUCGCGCUGCGGUGGCUCCUCGGGUGGCAAGCCGGGGUGGUGCAGACGACGAUGCUCGGCUGCGUCAUCUUCUGGUCCGCGGUCGCGGGCGAUCUCAUGGAGUCCGUGAUGAAACGGAACGCGAACAUGAAGGACAGCGGGAACAUCAUUCCCGGCCACGGCGGGUUCCUCGAUCGCUUCGACUCGUAUCUGUUCACGGGAAUCGCGGUGUACUUUUUCAUCGUCACCGUGAUGCCCGCGUGGUUUCAGGGCGUCGUGCUGUGAUCUGAUCGAAACGCGAUCAGAUCACGUCGCUCGUGUUGUGUUGAGUUGAUUGAUGCGAUACGAUACGUCGCGCGCGCGGCGUGACAUCGCGUGCGCGUCGUCGCUCACGUCACGCGCGCACCCUUCUCUAUACUAUGUUGUGUAUCUAAAGUUUAGUUUAUGCAUCA
Molecule: messenger RNA, 1475 nt
Organism: Micromonas pusilla CCMP1545
Lineage: Eukaryota; Viridiplantae; Chlorophyta; Mamiellophyceae; Mamiellales; Mamiellaceae
Exons: 2
Coding region: 1-1308 (435 amino acids)
Cellular component (GO): membrane
Molecular function (GO): transferase activity, transferring phosphorus-containing groups
Source: RefSeq, a predicted model, not a curated record